AUGAAAUUGAUGAACUCAAUUCGUAAGCCUCAAUAUUUUUUACAUAAUCGAUGUGUUAAUGUUACAGAUAUCUUGGCGAGUUCACAGUUUUGUCAGAAACUGUUGAGGAUUACUGGAGAAAGAAACGAAACGAGUACCCGACGUUAUAUGAAGUUGCUGCUCAAGUUUUUUCAGUAAUUCCAAGCGAAAGUGUAUGUGAAACAUCGUUCAGCACUGCCGGAUACCUACUUGACAAAAGAAGAACACGACUUCGUUGCGAAAAAGCGGAACAUGUAGUGCUCGGAGCACAAAUUGCUUCGAAAUAUCCAAACUGGAUUGAGGGAAACUCUGCGAGUGUUGCAUAA
This is a messenger RNA of Caenorhabditis sp. 36 PRJEB53466, 344 nucleotides long. The record is from the annotation of a GenBank genome assembly. Lineage: Eukaryota; Metazoa; Nematoda; Chromadorea; Rhabditida; Rhabditidae.